This is a messenger RNA of Drosophila teissieri, 1002 nucleotides long. Its product is annotated as alpha-ketoglutarate-dependent dioxygenase alkB homolog 7, mitochondrial-like. Gene Ontology annotation, cellular component: mitochondrial matrix. Lineage: Eukaryota; Metazoa; Arthropoda; Insecta; Diptera; Drosophilidae. The record is from RefSeq and is a predicted model, not a curated record. Bases 98 to 865 code for a protein of 255 amino acids. The transcript has 4 exons. Gene Ontology annotation, biological process: fatty acid metabolic process; DNA damage response.
ACCGGGUGGCAACGCCAGGACAAUAUCAAUCAGCUGUUUGAAGGUUGUUUAUUUUCAAUUUGCACGUAACUUUCAAAACAAUCAAAUUCCUUUGGAAAUGAUUAUACAGAAUAGAAGUCGGCUUAUAGGGCAGAUUUUGAGACGGUGCCAUCAACAAGCGGUUGAAAAGAACGCUAGGAAAGACAAUUUAACAGCAUACUUUGGAAAAUGGCCCGAAACGGAGCAAAAGGAAUUUCGCCAGCAUAUGCGCAUUAUCGCGGAUUUCAUUAGUGAGCCAGAGGAACAGCAGCUUCACGAGGAAAUCGAACCCUAUAUGAGCCGCCUGCGCUACGAGUUCGAUCACUGGGACGAUGCCAUUCACGGUUUUCGGGAGACGGAGCGCAAGAAGUGGUUCCCCAAAAACAGAGAGGUCCUGGAGCGUGUGCGCCAAGUCGCCUUCGAUGGAGCAAUUAUGCCCUAUGUCCACAUCCUGGAUCUUGCGCCCGAUGGCGUUAUCAAGCCGCAUGUGGAUAGCACGCGAUACUGCGGCAACACAAUCUCUGGGAUCAGCUUACUUAGCGACAGUGUGAUGCGACUUGUGCGCACGGAUGAGCAGCGGUACCAACAGCAAUCAUCGGGAACUGCAACGCAACCGACAUCCCAGGGGUCAGAGCCCGAUGCAGCUUAUCGCCAUCAGCCGGAGGCGCCUCUGAAGAACAACUUCUACGCUGACAUCCUGCUGCCCCGCCGCUCCUUGUACAUAAUGAGCCACACGGCUCGCUACAACUUCACGCACGAGAUACUAUCCAAGGAGCACUCCCAGUUUCGGGGUACGCUGGUGCCAAAGACGCGUCGCAUUUCCAUCAUUUGCCGCAACGAACCCUAAGCGGGGUAUAUACAUAUGUACAUAUAUUUCGCUGCGAAUGAAUUUUGGUGCUGUUGAAAUCUUGUAAAUGAAGAAUCAAUUAUUAUUUACUGCAGUUACAAACGAUAAUUCUUGUUAAAUAAAGUUGGUUAGAGUUG